Molecule: messenger RNA, 550 nt
Organism: Prorocentrum cordatum
Lineage: Eukaryota; Dinophyceae; Prorocentrales; Prorocentraceae
Source: the annotation of a GenBank genome assembly
UCCCAUGUUUGCUGCUGCUCGUCCUGCAUCAUCCGUAGGCUCCGCCCUGUUCCUCCUCCCUCCUCCCCACCACAGAGCAUCUUCACCCUUCUACCAGAUAACAUACUGGCUCGCGGAGGUGACGCCGGUGCAGAAGGUUGUCGAGCUGCUGGAAAACAUGCUCGCCAAAGGCAAGGACGAGAAGCAUGCUGAGCAGGUGCAGUUUGCGGCCUACAAGCAGUUCUGCGACGACACCGAGUCGGGGAAGAGGCGUGCAGUUGAAGAGGCUGACGAGAGGAUCGAGAUGUUGAAGGCCACCAUCGAGAAGAACACCCAGGACGCCGCACAGUUGGCGAAGGAGAUCGCGCAGCACGACGCCGACAUCGCCGCCUGGGAUGGUGAUAAGAAGGCUGCCACCAAGGUUCGCGAGCUCGAGAAGGCGGACUACCAGGCCCUGCACACGGACUAUUCCGAGUCGGUGGACGCCCUGCAGCGUGCGAUCGCGUACCUGAAGACGAAGUCCAGGACGGUGAAGCAGGCCAGCCUUGCGCAGGUGAAAGCGAUCAAGGAC